AAACAACACGUGCUAAAUAUAACUACGUAUUUUUAUCAGUCAAAAUGUUACGAAAUAAAAACUACGUAUACGGACCUACUGAUAUUCAAGUGCCAUCACAUUUACACCUAGGACACUAUAUGUUGGACAGAUUAAUGGAAUUCAAGGAUGGAAAAAUCAUAAAUGGCCAAACCCACGAAAUCACAACCCUAGGACAGAUAGCUCAGCAGUCCAUGAAUCUAGCUGUCUCCCUCACACACAUGGGGGUUAGAAAGGGAGACGUGGUAGGGCUGUGCUCAGAGAAUCGCGUCGAGUUUUGGAGUUCUGUUAUAGGAACUGUUUUGUCAGGAGCUAUUUUGACUACUAUCAAUAUGAAUUAUACAAAAGGUGAAAUAACCCACGUAUUAGGAAUAUCAAAGCCAAAAUUCAUCAUCUGCUCCGAAACCGCCUUCAAACCUCACGAAAAAACAUUUAAAUCUAUUCGACACCUUAAAAAAAUUAUAGUCUACGGUGACAACUCUAAAGAGGUUUCUUACAAUGACUUAAUUUUUAAGAAGAAUGUGAAUUUUGAUGAUUUCGUGGCAACUGAUGUAAACGGACUAGAAGAUUUGGCGUUUAUUUUAUAUUCUUCGGGUACAACAGGCUUGCCAAAAGGAGUUAUGUUGACGCACUUAAACUGCUUGAAUACUUUAUGCCAUCCCAUGGUGGAACCGCCGUUCAAACCCAUAGUCUUAAACGUAAACCCAUGGUUCCACGCGCUGGGACUCAUGGCCGGACUAGUGGGGCUCUCUCAGGGGAGGACUAUUGUGUUCCUGCCGAGAUUCGAGAUGGAUCUGUUUUUGAGGACCAUUGAGAAAUAUAAGAUAACAGUAGCGCCAGUGGUGCCCCCUAUAUUAGUGGCGUUAACAAAGACGGAUAUCAAAUACGACCUCAGCUCAGUCAUGGUGAUUAUCUGUGGGGCUGCGCCAUUGAGCAAUGAAAUCAGCAACGCUGUACAGAAAAUUUUCCCAAACGCAAUGCCAGUUCUCCAAGCCUACGGCAUGACGGAGUGCACUUUGGCUAUCACCAGAAACGUGAACAUCUCUCAACCCUUGCCAAAGUGUGUGGGUGGAGCUACUUACACUAUUAUCAUUAAGGUCGUAGACGUAGAAACCAAGGAGCCCCUCGGACCUCACAAGCCAGGCGAGGUCUGCGUAAAAGGCGGAGUGGUCAUGAAGGGAUACAUCGGCAAGGACCGAAAGGAUGAUUUUGAUGAUGAAGGAUUCUUCAGGACUGGAGACGUGGCGUAUUAUGAUGAAGAGGGGAAUUUCUACAUCGUGGAUCGACUAAAGGAGCUUAUUAAAUAUAAAGGAUUCCAGGUGGCUCCAGCAGAAAUCGAAGCGGUUCUGCUGCAGCAUCCAGCAGUUCGAGAUGCAGGUGUAGUGGGUGUGCCCGACGCACAGGCGGGGGAGGUGCCGCGCGCGUUCGUAGCGCUGCAGCCCGGAGCUAAAGCUGCAGCUGAAGAACUGCAGUCUUUCGUCGCCGAGAGGCUCUCGAAGCCGAAACACCUGCGAGGAGGUGUACGAUUCGUUCCUGAUAUCCCAAAGAACCCGAGCGGCAAGAUCCUGCGCAGGGAGCUGCGCAAACUAGCACAGGAAAAGAGCAAACUUUAAGAGUGCUUUCACACUGUACGAUCCGAUAUCGGAUGCCCGGUCCCUAUGAGAAA
Molecule: messenger RNA, 1684 nt
Organism: Cydia strobilella
Lineage: Eukaryota; Metazoa; Arthropoda; Insecta; Lepidoptera; Tortricidae
Exons: 9
Coding region: 45-1631 (528 amino acids)
Biological process (GO): long-chain fatty acid metabolic process; fatty-acyl-CoA biosynthetic process
Molecular function (GO): long-chain fatty acid-CoA ligase activity
Source: RefSeq, a predicted model, not a curated record